UUAAAUAUGCAUAUGUAUAUAUGUAUAACUUGCCACCCAGCUAAGGUUUUAAAAUACACAAUGAACCAUAAUUGUGCAUACGGCGAUAAAAAGGGGGUUUAACUUUACAGAAUGCCUCGCUUCACGGCCACCCGCACUAAGACCGAAAAACGUGUCGAUCAUUUUAAGAUUCCUUGUCGGUUGUGCGGUAACAACCACGGAGUACGACUCUGCCCCAUAUACCGAGGGAAAUCCGCAGAGGAAAGGUUGCGGGCGAUUUUGAUACAUCGGUACUGUCCCAACUGUUUGUCGCCAUUCCAUCGGAUAGAAAUAUGUGGAAGCAAUGACCGAUGCCACCGCUGCGACGAAAAGCACCAUACCUCCCUGCAUAUUGAAGACUACGGCGAUCCAAGGGAAACGACGGAAAAUCACCCCGAUAACGACGACGGCUCUGACGGAGCGAUUUCGCUCUACGGUUCCGACCAAACGACGUCAUGGGCGAAGCAGGUAGAGGCAGAAGAGGUGGAAAGACGGGAAGAGAUAAUCCCUUCACCACCAGACGGCGGCUUGAAAACCCGCAAGAUUCGACCGCCGCUACAGCACGAACUUGAAGCAGACAGUCCCAUGCCAGCAGUGCUCACACACACACAGCCAACGGGCGGUCAACGAAAUGACGCGGAAACUAGUCCUUUUCGCUCAUAUCGGCGCGGAACCAAUUCUGGCCACCGAGAUGACGCGGAAACUCGUCCUUUUCGCUCAUUUUGGCGCAAGCGUAAUUGCAGCCAGCGUGAUGGCGCGGAAACUCGUCCUUUUCGCUCGUCGCGUUGGCAAGCAAUAAGGGCCGCACGACACCGACGUGGCGACCGUUCCUCCCUCACCAUCCAACGCAUUCCAUCGGGUGGAUUCCGGACAGGCAAGUUAAAAACAAUCGCGGUUCCAGCACCAAUAAUGCGCUCAUUCGUAGCCAUCGCCCCAACCGCAAUUGUACGAAUCGAGUCAGGCGGCCGACUUCAUCUGGUGCGGGCGUUGAUUGACUCUUGCGCCCCCAGCAGUACCAUCGACAGGGACCUAGCACGGGAGCUUCAGCUCGAAGUCAGCAACGCCCGCGCGAAAACAUGUUCCCUCGUGCUGCGAGGAAAGUACGGGGUCGCGGAACGAGUAAUUACUCAGGCCAGGCUAGUUACGCGAUACAACCGACUCAGCCCCGCGGCUAACAUCGACCCAACGAUAGCGACGCCGUUUCAAUUUAUGCGUCUGGCGGAUCCACAGUUCUAUCGGGCCACCCCCACUCGACUAACACUUGGCGCUGAUGUAUACGCCCAGGUCAUGGUAUGUGGCACUCCGCCAACAACGAUCGGCGGUUUACUGGCGCAAGCUUCCAUGUUCGGGCUGAUUAUAUCAGGAGCUCACCAAAUGUGACAAAAUAGUUAAAAUUUUAUAUUUAGUAUUCAUGAAUACAUACCGAAUUUAAAUAAAAGUGCAAUGAAAUGAUCAACCACACCUUUUUUUCCUAUUAGCUUUUUCUUCCAUUUUUCCCCGUAGCUAGAGAUUGCAAGGAGGACCGGAGAACGUGCGGACUAGAUCCCCGGGCAAGGACCAAUCUGCGGCAGAAUUCACAAAGUUAAAGAACAUAAUUUACAAUGUAAAUAAAUGUAAAUGUAAGGUGUGGUAGCUGAACCAUCUUUGAAACGUUGCUUAUAGCAAGGGGGCCGGUAUGUUUAGGCCUCCACGCUAAAUCAAAUACUUAAAGUAAAUUAUCGGGUGUACCACCCUAAUGUUAAUUUAACAGAUGCACACACAUACACAUUCGUAUGUGAAACAAGACAAAAAGAAAAACUGCACUUUUCCUGUCAGUGCACCUUCGUUAAAUUUCCCCUGAAAACGGAACUCUUCAAACCGUUUAGAGGGUUCGACUUCAGUUUCUAACUUUUUAAACUUUCUAUUGGAUUUCAAUCACCAGCGAUUACGGACGUUCCGCCACCACACCACUUCAUAAUCAAGGUAAUAUUGUAAGCCCCCUUGAAUUUUAAUAUACCUAUUAAAUAAACCGUCAAACUUAAUUGUAUUUCAAACUAAAACCUGGUGCUUUUGUUUUCUUAUUUUUCCAAUAAAAAACACUGGUGCACUUAUCGAGUCUAUACCCAUUAAGUCGCCAGGGUUUUUCAUGGUCCUUCGAGCCGGAUCUUUGCGGCUAUGUCAUAUUCACUAGACGACCAAAUCGUCUAGGGGGGCCGGUAUGUUUAGGCGCGUCUGCUAACACCAGGCGCCUAAAUACAUGCUAUGUACUGCUGCAUGUGCA
Rhagoletis zephyria (snowberry fruit fly) is the source of this 2278-nucleotide messenger RNA. RefSeq lists its product as uncharacterized. Lineage: Eukaryota; Metazoa; Arthropoda; Insecta; Diptera; Tephritidae. The record is from RefSeq and is a predicted model, not a curated record.